GGGACAGAGGCUGAUGUGGAGGCGUGACCUGCCCCGCAGAGGUGUCCCAAGAACCCCUGAGCUGGAUGGAGAACCUGGAGACGAUGUCCAGGAACCGCAAUGUGACUUCGCUUCGUGGGUGAGUUGGGUGGCCCUCCCCGCCCUCCUUGAGUCAGCUGUGCCUCCCACCCCCAGCUUGUGCCUUGAGUCAGUGGUCCAGGGUUGUCCGGUGUAGACCAUUAAUCCAUUUAUUCGACAUUCAGUUCUUGAGUACCUACUGUGUGCCCAGCAUGAGGCUUGGAAGAUGCAGGUUAACCAUGUCCCUGCCCUUAUCAAGUUUGCUGUCUGGUUUAGGGCCUUUAACUAUGGAUGCCAUGAAAUCAGGUGCAGAAUCGUGGGUCUCUGCAUUUUCCUGGGAAGGAGUUGCAAAGCUGGACCGAGCUCUCGAAUGGUCUCGCAGCUCUGGGUGAGGGGCUGGUGCUGAUGACUGGCCAGGGGGAGCACAGGGACUAUGUGGCAUUUCACUCAGUCAGCAGAAAAAAUCCAGAAAAAUCUUCCUGAAGGAGGUGUCCAAAGACCUGGACCUGAACAAGAGGUAAUCAGGAGAUGUGGAUGAGUGGGGUGGAGAGGCUUAUCCGGGGCCUGGAGUGCAGCCUGUUGAACACCAGCUUCGAGGGCAAGAACCUUACCUUGCAGACGCACAGCAUCCAGACACUGGCCUUCAAGCUGGGCUGUGACUUCACUGGCCUCGCACUGAGCAGUGCGACUCUGGAGCGGGUCCCCCAGGCCUCGGUGCCGCACGCCAUGCAGUUCCCGGCAGAGCUGACCCAGAAUGCCUGCAGGACCCGCCCCAGGGAGCUGCGCCUCAUCUGCAUUUACUUCUUCACUGACUACUUUUUCCAGAGUAUCAACUCAUCUUUGCUCAAUAACUAUGUCCUGGGAGCCCAGCUGAGUCACGGACACGUGAACAACCUCAGUGAGCCGAUCAACAUCAGCUUCUGGCACAACCGAAGCCUGGAAGGCUACGCAGCGACCUGUGUCUUUUGGAAGGAAGGAGCCAGCAAGGAUCACUGGGGGGUCUGGAGCCCCGAGGGCUGUCGCACAGAGCAGCCGUCACCUUCCCAGGUGCUCUGCCGCUGCAACCACCUCAGCUACUUUGCUGUUCUCAUGCAACUCUCCCCGGCCCCGAUCCCCGCAGAGCUGCUGGCGCCUCUUACGUACAUCUCCCUGGUGGGCUGCAGCAUCUCCGUCGUGGCCUCGCUUCUCACUAUCCUGCUGCACUUCCAAGCCAGGAAGCAGGGUGACUCCACAACACACAUCCACAUGAACCUGCAUGCGUCUGUGCUGCUCCUGAACGUCGCCUUCCUGCUGAGUCCUGUGCUGGCCAGGGCCGGGCCAGCAUGCACAGCACUGGCGGCCAUCCUGCACUUGGCGCUGCUCAGCUGCCUCACCUGGAUGGCCAUCGAAGGCUUCAACCUCUACCUCCUCCUCGUGCGCGUCUACAACAUCUACAUCCGCCGAUAUAUGCUCAAGCUGUGUGCAGUGGGUUGGGGGGUCCCAGCCCUCCUGGUGCUGCUCCUUCUUGUUGACCAGAAUUCGGUGUAUGGACCUCACACAAUCCCACUCUUCGACAGCCGGGGAAAUGGCACGGGUUUCCAGAACAAUUCCAUAUGCUGGGUGCGGAGCCCCUGGGUGCACAAGAUCUUGGUCAUGGGCUAUGGUGGCCUCACAUCCCUUUUCAACCUGGUGGUGCUGGCUUGGGCGCUGCGGGCCGUGCGCAGGCUGCGGACGCAGGAGAAGGGGCCGGGCACCCGGGCCUGCCGAGAUAGCGUCACCGUGCUGGGCCUCACCAUGCUGCUGGGCACCACCUGGGCCUUGGCUUUCUUCUCCUUUGGUGUCUUCCUGCUGCCCCAGCUCUUCCUCUUCACCAUCUUCAACUCGCUGUACGGUUUCUUCCUCUUCCUGUGGUUCUGCUCCCAGAGGUGCCGCUCAGAGGCAGAAGUGGAGGCAGAGAUGGAGGCGUUCAGCUCCUCCCAGACAAUGCCGUAGUCUGGGCCCGCUGGCCCAGAACCCGUAGCCUCUCUGGCUGCCUGCAGCCCGAGACUCUGGCUCCCACCAGAGAAGGUGGCAGGCCAGCUGCUGGACACCAGAAGCCCCUGUGCCCUCCAGGGAGGCUUCCCUACCUCCAUGGCUUCCCCGGGCCCAGAGGGCAGGGCAUUCUGCCCCGGGACAGGUGCAACCCCGCUGGGGGUCAGCAAACUUUACUGGGGUGCCUGGGCCCAGGGUACCUGGUCAGGCCCAUGGGCAGAGCACUGGCUUGGGAGUCAGGAGGCCAUAUUUCAAGGCUUGGCUCCGAGUCUUACUGUAUGACCUUGGGCCUGUCAUCUCCCUGACCCUGGUUUCCACAUCUGUGACAUGGGGCAGAUGGCUUCGGUCCUGCCUAGCCCAAGAGCUUUGUGAAGACUGAGUAAAACCAGGGAAGAAGGUCUUAGUGGGCCCCAUUACUUCCAACUGCCUGCUGGGGUCUCUGCCAAUCUGCCCUGGAUAUUUCCUGCUGGGCCUUGCCACCUUCCUUCCUUCCUUCUUGGCCCAGGGUCCCCAGCCCAGAGCUGAGUCUCACCCAGUGUCUGAGACCUCACCAGCUUAUGCCUGAGGCUGCUUUUCCUUCAGUCCCCCCAAAUUAUGAUGACCCACAACUCCAGGCCUGUUCUUAAAGAUCAGGAAGUCCAGUCCUUCCCAGAAGCUCCUCCUCCAGUGCUCCCAAGACCCCUAUAGGCCAUGUAGAGCAGAAGCUGGCGAUAGGGCUUCCUGGGGAUAGGAGGGCAGAGCCUCUUUCCCCUCCACCUGAGCCAGCUGGGCCUGUGACCUGGGUAUUUGAUGAUCGGUUAGGAUCGAAUUUCCCCUGGUAGGCGUGAGGGUAUGGAUUCUAAACCCAAGCUAAGGCCACAGUCGUAGAGACCGACCU
Leopardus geoffroyi (Geoffroy's cat) is the source of this 2944-nucleotide messenger RNA. RefSeq names its product adhesion G protein-coupled receptor G5 (gene ADGRG5). The record is from RefSeq and is a predicted model, not a curated record. Bases 586 to 2028 code for a protein of 480 amino acids. NCBI's taxonomy places the organism in Eukaryota, Metazoa, Chordata, Mammalia, Carnivora, Felidae. Gene Ontology annotation, cellular component: membrane. Gene Ontology annotation, molecular function: G protein-coupled receptor activity. The transcript has 10 exons. Gene Ontology annotation, biological process: cell surface receptor signaling pathway; adenylate cyclase-activating G protein-coupled receptor signaling pathway.